Molecule: messenger RNA, 929 nt
Organism: Gavialis gangeticus (Gharial)
Lineage: Eukaryota; Metazoa; Chordata; Crocodylia; Gavialidae
Product: delta-like protein 3
Exons: 6
Coding region: 93-929 (278 amino acids)
Source: RefSeq, a predicted model, not a curated record
GUGGGGGGCCAUGCCCACCAGGACACUACUGCGUGGUGGGCAGCAGCAGAGCUCAGCCUUGCCCUGCAGGGAGCUACAGCCCUUUCUGGGGCAUGGCACAGUGCUUCAAAUGCCCAGAAGGCUUUUACUGUAAGGCUGGUUCCUCUAAUUACACAGCCUGUCCCACAGGACAUUACUGUCCAAAGAAUACAGAGUUUGGCACGCAGUUCCCUUGUCCACGCGGAACCUACAGUGACGCCUUCAGCAUCUGGGAAGCCUCCAAGUGCCAGCUGUGCCCCCCUGGAAAGGUCUGCUCCAAGCCGGGCUUGACGAGUCCAGACGCACUGUGCACGCCUGGAUGGUUUUGCCCACCUGGAUCCACAUCAACCAAGCCAGUAUUCCCAGGAAGUUUCCCUGCAGGGGCAGGUGCUGCAGCUUCUGGAUCUCUCGGGCUGUGCCAAGCUGGAACGUUUUGUCCGGGGGGGUCAGCCAUCCCUAUUCCCUGCGCUCCAGGGUGGUACUGUGCCUCUCCAGAGCUGGCGGCUCCCUCUGGUCCCUGUGAUGCUGGCUUCUACUGCACAGGGGGCUCCACAUUGCCCAACCCCACGGAUGGAGCAGUGGGCAACAUUUGUCCUCGAGGCCACUUCUGUCCUCAGGGGAGUUCAUCUCCCUCUCCAUGUCCCCCAGGCUCUUUUUUGGCCCAACGUGGUGGCCAGUCCGCCCAAGAUUGCCAGCUCUGUUUGGCAGGCUGGUUCUGCUCUCUCCAAGGCCAGAGCUCACCAGAGGGAUUGUGUAAAGAAGGAUGGUUUUGCCCACCGGGGUCUGUGUCAGGCCGGAGUCCAGCUUCCUCCAAGCUGUAUGAGAGAUACAGAGUCCUCAAUGAACUUAUCAGGAUCACAGUGGUGCACCUGGGGAAGAAAAGGAGAGAGAAGGAUGGAUCCUUUGGUUAA